AUGAAGUUCAAUAUUGAUGGCUUGCCUAUUAUUUUCCCCUACGAUCGCAUAUAUCCUGAACAAUACUCGUACAUGUGUGAUUUGAAGAAGACGUUAGAUGCACAAGGUCAUGGAGUGCUCGAAAUGCCUUCGGGGACGGGCAAGACAGUUUCCCUUCUAUCGCUGAUCGUGUCAUAUCAACAGCAUUCGCCACACCCUCGCAAACUAAUUUAUUGCUCACGAACGGUGCCUGAAAUCGAGAAAGCCCUUUCUGAGCUCCAGCGACUUAUGAAAUAUCGUGUUUCUCAGGCCGAGACUCCAGAAGAGCGGAUGAAGGAAGAAAGCUUUAUCGGUCUGGGAUUAACCAGCAGAAAAAAUCUCUGCCUCCACCCUGAUGUGAGCAAAGAGAAGAAGGGCAAAGUGGUGGAUGCUCGGUGUCGUGAUCUAACCAACUCUGCCGCCUGCGAAAAGGGGCGAGCCAACCCCGGCUCGGUACCUCUAUGUGACUGGCACGAAAGACUCGGGGAAAAAGAACCUGGCAACUUGAUCCCUCCGGGUAUCUAUACUCUGGCUGAAGUUCUCCAGUAUGGGAGGGACGAAGGUGUAUGCCCUUACUUCACCAUCCGGCGCAUGAUGCCAUUUGUGGAUGUUAUCAUAUACUCCUUUCACUACCUGCUGGAUCCCAAAGUCGCGGAACAAGUCUCCAAGGAAUUCUCCAAAGACGCAAUCGUAGUUUUUGAUGAAGCUCAUAAUAUUGAUAACGUGUGCAUCGAAUCUUUGAGUAUCGAUCUGACGAGGCCGAUGCUAGACUCUGCGACACGCAGUGUGGUCAGAUUGACAGAAAAGAUUGAAGAAAUCAAAGAGACAGACGCAUCAAAACUCCAAGAUGAAUAUGCUAAGCUGGUCGAAGGGCUCCAGGAAGCGAAUAACGAGACCUCAGAUGAAGAUGCUUUUGUAGCCAAUGCAGUAUUACCGGAUGACCUCCUCAAAGAGGCGAUUCCAGGCAACAUCAGAAAAGCCGAACAUUUUAUCGCUUUCUUGAAGCGCUUUGUUGAAUACCUUAAGACAAGAAUGCGCGUACUACAUGUGGUCGCAGAAACACCCCUUUCGUUUCUGCAGCAUCUGAAAGACAUAACAUAUAUCGAGCGUCGACCCCUUCGGUUUUGCGCAGAACGCUUGCAAUCGUUGGUCAGAACAUUGGAACUGAAUCAGCUCGAUGAGUAUUUCGCAUUGCAAAAGGUUGCCAGUUUUGCUACAUUAGUCGCAACAUACGAGAAAGGUUUCCUUCUGAUUCUGGAGCCUUUUGAGACGGAGACAGCAACUGUCCCGAACCCCAUAUUCCACUUUACUUGCCUGGAUCCAUCACUCGCCAUCAAACCAAUAUUCGAACGCUUUAGCAGCGUCGUCAUUACUUCCGGCACGAUUUCACCGCUUGACAUGUACCCCAAAAUGUUGCAAUUCACUCCGGUAAUCCAAGAGUCGUAUCCCAUGACGUUGACGAGAAAUUGCUUCCUGCCCCUUGUCAUCACCCGCGGCAGCGAUCAAGUCGCCGUAAGCUCGAGAUUUGAAGUCAGGAAUGAUCCUGCGGUAGUACGUAACUUUGGCAGUAUUCUCAUCGAGUAUAGUAAGAUCGUGCCAGACGGCAUCGUCGCUUUUUUCCCAAGCUACCUGUACAUGGAGUCGAUUGUUGCAGCAUGGAACGAUAUGGGCAUCUUGAAUGAAGUCUGGAAGAACAAACUCAUAUUCGUUGAGACACCGGAUGCCAAUGAGACAAGCAUCGCACUAGAAAACUAUAGACGAGCAUGUAACAACGGUCGAGGCGCAGUGAUGCUCUCAGUCGCCCGUGGUAAGGUUUCAGAGGGUAUCGACUUUGAUCAUAACUAUGGUCGCGCCGUGAUCAUGUUCGGGGUGCCUUACCAAUACACCCAAAGUCGAAUUCUCAGGGCUCGUUUAGAGUACCUCCGAGAUGCUUACCGCAUCCGAGAGUCUGAGUUCCUGGCAUUCGACGCAAUGAGGAAUGCUGCACAAUGCGUCGGGCGUGUCUUGCGAGGGAAGACAGACUGGGGAUUGAUGGUGUUCGCGGAUAAGCGGUAUGCACGUGCCGAUAAGCGUGCUAAACUACCGCGGUGGAUGAACCAAUAUAUCAGCGAAACAGCCUCAAACCUGUCAACGGAUAUGGCCAUUGUACUUUCGAAGUUAUUUAUGCGCCAGAUAUCACAAAAUCCGAACGAGAACCAAACUGGGAUUUCACUGUGGACCCUCGAGCAUAUCGAGCAAAGACAGGCCGCGGAGAGGGAGAUGACAGCACAAAUGCAAGUCGACGAGAAGCGAGAAAUGCGGCCUGAUAGAGAAGGUUCUGCUACGUCAGAAGAUGAGUUCAUCGAAUCCUGGAGAAGUUCCGAGACGAUGAAUUGUUAGACGUGCCGAUGUAACCCCGACAACUAUAGGAUGACUGUUCGCGUGACCUACAGGAUUGGCGCAAGCUACACACCUCGCAAUGCAAAUCAGAUGUCACGGGUUCAGUCCUCCACACAGAAUCCCCU
Dacryopinax primogenitus is the source of this 2522-nucleotide messenger RNA. RefSeq names its product DNA repair helicase. The transcript has 20 exons. The coding region runs from base 1 to 2397 and encodes 798 amino acids. Gene Ontology annotation, molecular function: hydrolase activity, acting on acid anhydrides, in phosphorus-containing anhydrides; DNA helicase activity; damaged DNA binding. The record is from RefSeq and is a predicted model, not a curated record. Gene Ontology annotation, cellular component: nucleus. Lineage: Eukaryota; Fungi; Basidiomycota; Dacrymycetes; Dacrymycetales; Dacrymycetaceae. Gene Ontology annotation, biological process: positive regulation of mitotic recombination; nucleotide-excision repair; transcription by RNA polymerase II.